Pygoscelis adeliae (Adelie penguin) is the source of this 832-nucleotide messenger RNA. Its product is annotated as protein ELYS-like. The record is from RefSeq and is a predicted model, not a curated record. The transcript has 5 exons. NCBI's taxonomy places the organism in Eukaryota, Metazoa, Chordata, Aves, Sphenisciformes, Spheniscidae. The coding region runs from base 98 to 733 and encodes 211 amino acids.
UAAUUUUUUAUUUCAGGCACUGCUGGAUCUCUAUUUGCUAGAAAGCAUUGAAGAAAGCUACAAACAUGCAAUUACAAUUUACUUGCUGCUGGAUAUCAUGCAUUCCUUUCCGAAUAAAACAGACACUUCAGUCGACUCCUUCCCAACUGCCUUUGCUAUCCCUUGGGGUCUUGUUAAGCUUAUUCAAGGUUUUUGGCUUCUAGAUCACAAUGAUUACGAGAGUUCACUGGCCCUGCUCUUUCAUCCAGCUACAAUCAAAACUGUGUCAUGGCAACAUCGGAGAAUUCUUCAGUCCCUCAUGUGCCAAGGAGAGCAUAGGCGAGCCCUCAGAUACAUACAGAUGAUGAAGCCAUCCACGUCAAGCAGUAGUGAAGUGCGGCUUUUCCUCACUGUGUUGCUGUCCAAUAGGUGCGUGGUGGAGGCUUGGGGUCUGCUGCAGCGACAUACCACUAAGUUAAAUAUAGAAGAGCUGCUAAAGCACAUGUAUGAAAUCUGUCAGGAGAUGGGACUAACGGAAGACUUACUGAAGCUGCCUUUCACGGACACUGAACAAGAGUGUUUGGAGAAGUUUUUACAGACCAAUGCGGGUGUUCAGAAUCAUGAAUUUCUUUUAGUCCACCACCUGCAGCGUGCCAGCUAUAUCCCAGCACUACAGUUGAAUCAGUCAAUGAAGGUUAAUCUUAUGGUAAGCGUAAAAGUUCUGCCAAGUGUGCAAGUUUCUGUCAGGUGUUAACAACCGCUUUUGAUAGUACUCAAUAAAACCCCUGCUUUCUUUUUUAUUCCACUCUUUGAAAUACUAGGAAUAAGUUUCUAUACCUUAAGUUACAGCUGA